AUGCCUGGUGUUGAUUUGGCCCCGCUCGUGGCCGACGAUACUCGAAUCCUCGGCCAGGAUCCUCUCAUCCCCCCUGCCCUUCUCAGCUCAGAGAUUCCUCUGCCCGAGAAAGCUCUCCAGACCGUCGUCAAGGGUCGCGUCGAAGCCGCCGAGAUUGUCACCGGCAGCAAUGACCGCCUUCUUGUGGUAGUCGGGCCAUGCUCCAUCCACGACCCCGCCGCCGCUCUUGAGUACGCUGCCCGUCUCAAGGAGCUGUCCAACAAGCUGUCCAACGACCUGUGCAUCAUCAUGCGGGCCUACCUUGAGAAGCCUCGCACCACCGUCGGCUGGAAGGGUCUCAUCAACGACCCCGACAUUGACGAGUCCUUCCAGAUCAACAAGGGCCUCCGUGUCUCGCGCAAAAUGUUUGUCGACCUCACCUCGAGCGGCAUGCCCAUUGCCAGCGAGAUGCUCGACACCAUCUCCCCCCAGUUCCUCGCCGACUGCAUCUCCGUGGGUGCCAUUGGUGCCCGGACCACCGAGUCCCAGCUCCACCGCGAGCUGGCCUCUGGCCUCUCCUUCCCCGUGGGCUUCAAGAAUGGCACCGACGGCAACCUUGGCGUCGCCAUUGACGCCAUCGGCUCGGCCGCCGCCAAGCAUCACUUUAUGGGUGUCACCAAGCAGGGCCUGGCGGCCAUCACCCGCACGAGCGGCAACGAGCACGGCUUCGUCAUCCUGCGCGGCGGAAGCAAGGGGCCCAACUACGACAAGGAGAGCGUGCAGGCCGCCAAGCAGACCCUGACGGACAAGAAGCAGAAGCAGGCCAUCAUGGUCGACUGCUCGCACGGCAACUCGCAGAAGAACCACAACAACCAGCCCAAGGUCGCCAAGGCCAUCGCCGAGCAGCUGCGCGAGGGAGAAAAGUCGAUCAUUGGCGUCAUGAUCGAGUCCAACAUCAACGAGGGCAACCAAAAGGUCCCCGCAGAGGGCCCGGCCGGCCUCAAACAAGGCGUCAGCAUCACCGAUGCCUGCAUCAAGUGGGAGGACACUGUCACCGUGCUGGAGGAUCUCGCGGCCGCCGUGCGCGCUCGGCGCUCGGUCAAUGGUUCGUAA
Emericellopsis cladophorae is the source of this 1092-nucleotide messenger RNA. Its product is annotated as phospho-2-dehydro-3-deoxyheptonate aldolase. The record is from RefSeq and is a predicted model, not a curated record. Gene Ontology annotation, biological process: aromatic amino acid biosynthetic process. Gene Ontology annotation, cellular component: cytoplasm. Gene Ontology annotation, molecular function: 3-deoxy-7-phosphoheptulonate synthase activity. The transcript has 2 exons. Bases 1 to 1092 code for a protein of 363 amino acids. NCBI's taxonomy places the organism in Eukaryota, Fungi, Ascomycota, Sordariomycetes, Hypocreales, Bionectriaceae.